CAUCAUCUAGGCCCGGGUGUCCAAACUCAUCCGAAAGAGAUUUCGUGCGUCCUAAAGCUGUUUGUCCACUCGUCCGAUUAACAAAUAAACAUCCCCACAGAGGAGGAUUUUGUUUUUCAUUUGUAAUACUUUAAACACCGCAGGAACAGCCUGAUGCUGGCGGGUGGCAGUCAAACCUCGGAGGCAGCCGCAGUGCACGAGUCCACCGGGGACGAGCAGCAGCAGCCGUGCACGCGCACCACUUUACUCGACCAAAGCCGGCGGCACCGGACGGCGUUUACGCGCGCGCAGCUGAACCGGCUGGAGCAGGAGUACGGCAGAGAGAGCUACGUGUCCAGAAGCAGGCGCUGCGAGCUGUCCACGGCUCUCAACUUACCCGAAACAACCAUAAAGGUGUGGUUCCAGAACAGGAGGAUGAAAGAUAAACGUCAAAGACACUCGUUACCUUGGCCCCACCCGCUGGUUGACCCCCUGGGUGCCCUCCUGUUGGGCCGCGCCCCCCCUUCCUCCACCAUAUCUUAUCCCUUCAUCCCACCUCACCUUCCCCAUCUGUCUCUCCACCAUUACUCCCCUCUGGCUCUCUCCACCCCAUCACCCGUGGCACCUAGCACCUACAGUUCACCCAUGAGACCACUGGAGGUGUUUCGCCUCUCGCAGUAUCACCACAGGCUAGGUGGACUUCCUCAAACACCAGGAUCCCUCCAGACCUCUGGAAGCGUCCUGCACCAUCCAACCUCCUGCUCCUGCCCCCUGUGCAUGCACUGGAGACCAGAACAUCUUUUCAAAACCAGUAGGGGAGAGUCUCUGUGGCUCAAUCGAGCCCAAAGUCCCAAGACCAGCAUCCAGCCUGCUGGUCUGGAUCAAAGGGAGGAGGUGGCAUAAAUUCGAACAGAAACUGAAGCCAGCAAAGAACACCUGCAGCUCAUGAAGGAGCUGCAAGUCACAAGACUAAAGGCCCCUUCACACAAAGUGCGACGUUUGGUCGA
This is a messenger RNA of Thalassophryne amazonica, 986 nucleotides long. It is a transcript of the gene eve1, whose product is annotated as even-skipped-like1. Gene Ontology annotation, cellular component: nucleus. The transcript is spliced from 3 exons. Lineage: Eukaryota; Metazoa; Chordata; Actinopteri; Batrachoidiformes; Batrachoididae. The record is from RefSeq and is a predicted model, not a curated record. Gene Ontology annotation, biological process: regulation of transcription by RNA polymerase II. Bases 154 to 882 code for a protein of 242 amino acids. Gene Ontology annotation, molecular function: DNA-binding transcription factor activity, RNA polymerase II-specific; RNA polymerase II cis-regulatory region sequence-specific DNA binding.